UGAAAAUAUUCCACAAGAAUGGUUCGAAAGUGACACUCACGCUUAGCAUGAGCUUCGCUAUGAAUCAUAUCUUAGCAUGACCGAUCUAAUCCUGACAUUUAAAACCGCAGCUCAAACACCUACUGUAACACACAACACGCCGGCGACCUAAACCGGCCCCUCCAUCCCCUGCUGCCACAGUGCUCUCAAGUCUAAUCACACCCUGUCCCACCGAGAAAGAACGAGAAUGCCGCGCCACCUGCUGCAGCAGCCCGUCGACCGCCUGGCCGCGAUGGCCGCCGCGCCGGCCGCGGUUGCCGGCAGUGGGACGAGCCUGCGCACGGAAACGCUGCUCAUCCUGGCGGCGGUGCUCUGCUUCCUGCUCUGCGUGGUCGGGCUGGCCAUGGUCGCGCGCUGCUCCCGCAUGUGCAAUCCCUCCGCCUUCUCCGUCGAACCGCCGGGCGCAAUGGCCAAGGCGCCGUGCGAGGGGAUGGAAAAAAAGGCGCUGGAGUCGCUGCCGACCGUGUCGUGGCAGCCGGAGUCGAGCAAGGAGGUGGACGAGGACGAGCCGGAGCGGCCGGAAUGCGCCAUCUGCCUGGCGGCGUUCGCACGCGGCGACGAGGUGCGCGUGCUCCCGCGCUGCGGCCACGGCUUCCACGCCGCCUGCGUCGACGUGUGGCUCCCCUCCAGCUCCACCUGCCCCUCCUGCCGCCGCGCCCUCGUCGUCGCGGCCGCCCAAUCGCCGGCAGCCACCGAGUCGCCCCCUCCUCAGACGAGCAGGCCUCGGCUGCCGGCACAGUAGCCGACGAGUCCGGACGGGGCGCGUCCACCUCUGACCUUUCUUUUGUCAGCUAGCUCUCUGUUGUUGGUACUUGUGCAGCUGGUGGGUACACGUACGUACAAAAUGCAACUGUACAGCGUGUGAUGGUGCAUCACUUAG
Messenger RNA from Triticum aestivum (bread wheat), 919 nucleotides. Its product is annotated as RING-H2 finger protein ATL80-like. Lineage: Eukaryota; Viridiplantae; Streptophyta; Magnoliopsida; Poales; Poaceae. The record is from RefSeq and is a predicted model, not a curated record. The coding region runs from base 227 to 781 and encodes 184 amino acids. The transcript has a single exon.